AUGUCCGCCCCUUCUCUGACCAGCUACAUUGUCAAGCGCCCAUGGCUCAAGCGCUGGAUGAUGCCCAUUGCUGAGUGGUACGCCGACGCGGCCGGCUACAGGAGACUCGGUUUGAGGUUCGACGACAUCAUCCCCGAGGAGAACGACAUCGUCCAGGCUGCUAUCAAGCGUCUUCCUGCUAAGGAGUCCUAUGACCGCGUCUUCCGUAUCCGCAGAGCGUUCCAGUGCUCCGUGUCGCACACUCUUCUCCCCCCUGAAGAGCAGACCAAGCCCUCUGAGGACGUUGAGUACCUGAGCCCCAUCAUCCGUGAGAUCGAGAAGGAGCGCAAGGAGCGUGAGGACCUCGACACUCUCGCCGUCCGUCGGUAA
Aspergillus chevalieri is the source of this 369-nucleotide messenger RNA. It is a transcript of the gene QCR7, whose product is annotated as ubiquinol--cytochrome-c reductase subunit 7. The coding region runs from base 1 to 369 and encodes 122 amino acids. The transcript has 4 exons. NCBI's taxonomy places the organism in Eukaryota, Fungi, Ascomycota, Eurotiomycetes, Eurotiales, Aspergillaceae. Gene Ontology annotation, biological process: mitochondrial electron transport, ubiquinol to cytochrome c. The record is from RefSeq and is a predicted model, not a curated record.